This is a messenger RNA of Onychomys torridus (southern grasshopper mouse), 1054 nucleotides long. Its product is annotated as mas-related G-protein coupled receptor member B4-like. Gene Ontology annotation, molecular function: G protein-coupled receptor activity. NCBI's taxonomy places the organism in Eukaryota, Metazoa, Chordata, Mammalia, Rodentia, Cricetidae. The transcript has a single exon. The record is from RefSeq and is a predicted model, not a curated record. The coding region runs from base 8 to 1054 and encodes 348 amino acids. Gene Ontology annotation, biological process: G protein-coupled receptor signaling pathway. Gene Ontology annotation, cellular component: membrane.
AAGUUUCAUGUGUUCAUAUCUCAAUUUACUUUGCAGGAACACAAGUGGAACAUUCUCAAGCAUGGUUCCAUCCAUCCCAGCCUGGAGCACUGACAACACAACAAUGAAUGGAAGUUACUACACUGAAAGCUUACACUGUGUCACCAUGGACAAAAUCAUCAGUAUUCUUACUUUCAUCAUUGCCGCAGUUGGCCUGGCAGGAAAUGCCAUAGUGCUGUGGCUUCUGGGCUUCCACAUGCACAGGAAUGCCUUCUCUGUCUAUGUCCUCAACUUGGCUGGGGCUGACUUCCUCUUCCUCUGCUUUCAGACUGUGUACUCCCUGGAGGGUAUACUUCUUUGGUUACAUAACAUCUACUUCGAUAUUCCCAUCUCUCUCGUCAAUGUAUUAACCUUUACUUACCUUGUAGGUAUGUGUAUGGUUGUAGCCAUCAGCGUUGAACGCUGUCUGUCCGUUUUGUGGCCCAUCUGGUAUCACUGCCAAAGACCAAGACAUAUGUCAUCUGUCCUGUGUGUGCUGCUCUGGGCCUUCUCUCUACUGUUAAGCCUCCUCUUAGGGGAUGGUUGUGGCUUACUACUCAGGUAUUAUGACCAUUCUUUGUGUAGAACUUAUAAUUUUAUCACUACUACAUUUGUAUUAGUAUUAUCUACAGCUCUUUGUGGUUCCAGCCUGGCUCUACUGGUCAGGAUCUUCUGUGGUUCACAGAGGAUUCCUGUGACCAGGUUGUAUGUGACCAUUGCACUCACAGUGCUGUUCUUUCUAUUCUUUGGUCUGCCCUUUGGUAUCUAUUGGUUCCUCUUAGAUUGGAUUGAGGAGUUACAUGGAAUUUUUCCUUGCAAUGUUUAUGCAAUGACAACUUUCCUGUCCUGUGUUAACAGCUGUGCCAACCCCAUCAUUUACUUCCUUGUUGGCUCCAUUAGGCAUCACAGGUUUCAAAGGCACACUCUGAAGAUUCUUCUGCAGAGAGCCAUGCAGGACACUCCUGAGGAGGAAGGUGGAGAGAGGGGUUCUUCAGGAAAUCCUGAAGAAGGGGAAACAGUCUGGUGUAGUAGCUGA